Molecule: messenger RNA, 1434 nt
Organism: Durio zibethinus
Lineage: Eukaryota; Viridiplantae; Streptophyta; Magnoliopsida; Malvales; Malvaceae
Product: putative F-box/kelch-repeat protein At4g22430
Molecular function (GO): protein binding
Source: RefSeq, a predicted model, not a curated record
AUGUCAGAAAUUUUGAAGGGAACACUAGCAGAAAAAAUUUUAAUUGAUGACUAUGAUGUUCCUGAUUGGCUUUUGACCCAGAUCCUUCUACGCCUGCCAGUUAAACACAUCUUCAUGUAUAAAUGCGUCUCCAGGAGAUGGUUCACACUGAUUUCUGAUCCUUUUUUUGCCCGCUCUUAUGCCACUAGAAUCAACGAUAGCUUAUCUUUGUCUACAUCUCAACCAUGGAACCUUCUUUUCCGUUACUUGUUCGAAGUAAGAAUUCUUCCAUCUAGCAUGAUAGAUGAACGUGUUGCUCUGAAACAAUUCCAGGAUUUCUCAUUGCCAGGAUUUUCAUUAAACUACCUUCCUUCUGAACAGGAUUGCCCAAUAAAGAUCCUGGCAUCGAGUAAUGGUCUGUUGUUAUGUUCUGAAAGCUUUUACUGGCAGAAAAAUUACUACAUCUGCAAUCCACUUAUCAGGCAAUGGAUUGCUCUCCCCAAACCUCUCCAAGCCUUACAAUCCGUUGCAAUUGGUUUCAUCAGCAAAAAUGACCGCUUCAACGUGGUUCGGAUUCCAACAGCUGAUAACUCAUCCAACAUUUUACAAUUGGAAACUUUCUCUUCCGAGACUGGCCAAUGGCACUGCUCAAUGGUACACUGCCCCGUUCCUGACUAUUACAUUAAGACGGAUUGUCCAGUUGUGCAUUACAAUGAUCGUUUACAUUGGCUAGAGUUUCGCCACAGCAAAAUCCUUACAUACAAUCCUGACGAAGAAACAAGCCAACUCCAGUUUAUGAACUUGCCUAAUGGGAAAGAAAGUGAGCACCUAUCACUCCUGGGUGUGUCUCGUGGACAUUUUCGUUACUUUGAGGUGACUGAUACAUGUCAAGGACCACGCAAUUUAUGCGUAUGGGUUCUUUCAGACAAUGAUGCUCAAGAAUGGUGUCUGCAAUAUAGGAUUAGAUUUUCUGAUUCUUGGUCUGAUCAGGAUGAACUCAAUAAAUUUAUACCCAAAUAUAAUUUCUUCAUUUUCCCUCUGGCUCUACACCCUCAUGGUUUUGAUAUAGUCUAUCUGGGUUAUGGAGGUUGCCUGGUUUCAUAUAGCCUUGGGACAAGGAAACUGGAAGUAGUUCGUCGGAACUUCUACUCUCAUCAACUGCUUGUUUUUGUGCUCCCACCAUGGCCAAGAAGGAUUCCUCAACCAUCUUGGUAAUACAUUCAAACUUAGAUUUUCAGUUUAGAAGUUUCACAUUCGGAUUUCAGAAAGAGAGUAAUAAGCUUUAGGAGAGGAAAAAGAAUUUCUUCCCCUCCCAUGUAAUUCAGUAGGUUUUCUCAUACAACUGAAACAUGAAUUACGGAGAAGUUAUUAAUUGUGAUGUUGAUGUUUUCCAUCUCUGCUGAAAAAGGAUAGCAUCCAUUUUUAUGAGAAACCCCAUUGUUGUAAAUCUUGAAU